AUGACAAAAACCUCUCGCAAGUCAAAGAAAAAGAUACUUUAUGAAGACGACGCGGAUGCAGCAGAUAUCAUCACAUACGAAACACAAACCAGGACUACACGUACUGGGAGAAAAGUCAAUGAGUUGGUUGAAGUUCCAUUAACCAUCGCAGAGCGAUAUCACGUUCAAGAGGGUCAACUGCCCUCAGUCUCUGUAGAUGACGAUGGAGAUGAUACACAAAGAGAUUAUAUCCUGCAGUUUGUUGAGAGGGUGGACGAUCUGCUUGGAGCUUUAUUGAGUAGAGAAGCUCUUAAAGUGCCAGUGGAGCAAUCCAUUUGUACACACUGCGAGGCCAACAAUAUUGCAACUUGGCGCUGUCGUGACUGCAGUCUCCCGGUUGUUAUGUGUCGAAAGUGCAUGCGAGAAAGCCAUAAAUCCAAUCCCAUGCACAGGAUUGAGCAAUGGAUAGGUACUCAUUUCCGAUCCGCGGAACUGUGGGAGGUAGGCAUGUAUCUAUUAAUUCCCCACCACUCUGGAGAGGCCAUAUGCCCGUCUUUAAAAGCUCGGAUACAGUUUUUGGAAUACCUCGAGGAACCCAAAGACAGGUCAGAGCAAGCCCAGCUCAGGACUGUUGACCUUAGUCAAGCUCCCUGGAGGUCUGAGGAGCAAACACCGACCGGCGGUGAGAAUUCCGACAAUCCGCUUGACAAUGUCGAACCAGAAGCAGAGCCUGGAAAUCAUGGCCCAUCCGAUGCAGAAUUUGAGCAGCUAUUGGACGGCCUACUUGAAGACCCAUCUAUGGAGUUACCGCCUGAUGUUUUGGAUGAAGAUGACGAGGAUACGGCCGUUUUAAAUGGGGACUCCAAUGUCAGGAAUAUUCCUCAAUAUCUGCAAUAUCCGACAGGCCCGAUACCAAAUGCUUCGAUGCACGCUGGUCAAGUACCUACAGCAGAUGGUCUUAACAACUCCUAUGUUCGUGUUGUUCACACCAAUGGUUUACAUCACCUAGCUAUGGUAUCUUGCGUUUGCCAUGGCUCCAAUACAUUACCGCUUGACCUUAUGGCAAGCCGACUGUUACCCACGAGUUUUUACCACACCCGCACAUUGUUCUCUGCUCACCUGCUGGACUACUUUCGGUUAUCAAACUUGGAACUCAAAGCAUCUGCAUACCAGUUUUACUCAUUGCUCAAGCGCAUAACAAAUCCCAUGGCACCAUCUAGUGUUGUUGAUCUCUAUAAUGAAUUCCGCAGAAUGUCGCGGUUAUGGAGAUGGAUGAAGAGGUUAAAGUGGGCGGGAUUUGCAGGUCAUAAUGGUAAAAGUGCCCUCAAUGUCGGAAAAGGUGAAUUGGCAAACUAUUGCCCUACCUGCCCCCAGCCAGGCGUCAAUAUCGACCCUAACUGGAAAGAUGACCCUAAUCGAUGGGUCUAUAAACGCAUUUUUGUUGCCGAUGGAAACUUUAAAGCCGACCAUGUACGAUCGGAAAAGCCGUCUCGGGAUAUUUGGUUGUCGGAAGGUGGGGGUAUGAUGCCUCCAAGGGAGGAGUACCAUGAAUUCUUAAGGACCGCUAUUGAAGCCUUGACUGGCGCACCCUGCGAAAACACCUUUCGUGCUAUUCAAAACUCGCUGUUAUCAUCCUCGUCAUGCGAUGUUACAGGCAUUGUCGGAGUUGCGUGUGCCCGACAUGGUUGUUAUGCCCCUAAUGCUCUUGUCAACCUCUUUAAAGGUGAACAGCAAAAAAAUGUGGACUUCGCCUUUCUUGCGGCCCUUCGCUCUACUGGUGUUCACCCCGACCAGGGAACAAUGAUGAUCUACGAUAUUAUUUGCCAGUAUAUCAUCCACCUCUUGAAGCGGAUUAAGCAUCAUCUCCCAGAUGGAUUCAAAAUUGAUCGAGCCAUUGGUAUGUUUCAUGUGCAUGCUCAUAAAGACGAAUGCUUCUUCCGAUAUGCACCAACCUUUAUUCCCGGGGCGGCUUGUGUUUGUGGUGAAAUUCUGGAGUCGCUCUGGGCGGACUUGAACUCCAUCUCCCCAGCUGCGCGUACAGCAACAUUAGCACAUCGGACUGAAAUUCUUGAUGACCAUGCAUCGGACUCUAACCACAAGAAGGCUCUGGGAAUUACAAAGUAUCUUUGCAGGCGACAUCUAGAAUCGGUAAAAGCACGAGAAACAUAUCGGAUCUCUUUUUCCAACUUGACGAAGGCUGCCGAUCCCGAUGCCCUUAAACUUUGGACGAAGCAGAUUGAAGAUGCCGAAGCUCGAAGAUUGGAGGAUGCGACAGUCAUGGACAUAUAUGCUGCAAAGCGCCCAGGACGCACUAGUUCAACAAAUCAAGAAUCGGACUGUUCCACGGAAUCAUUGACUCCAAUACAGUCAUGGAUACAAUUUGCAUUGCUAAUUGAGGAGCGACAACUUGAUAUUCGCGUCCGUGCAAGGAGACUUGUGAAUCAUGAUCGACUUACAGACCGAGUCAAAUUACAAAAGCUUCGGGAUGCACUAAAACCCCUUUUAUCCCAACUUGCGCUGCUUCAAGCCAAUGCCGGAGUGGUUACAACCGCGGUGCAUGGACGUGGAUUUUCCGAGCAACUCUUUGUUGAUUGGGAGGAUGAUGAAGAUGUUCUUGCUCCAGGAUCAGCUCCGCCAGUAUAUGAAGCCAUUGACAAGCAAAUAUUAUGCUUACCAUCUAAUGGAACAGCGGAUAAUGUCUAUGUGCCAUAUGAACUUCAAGCACGAAUUUUACAAGCGCGAAGCCUCCUCAAUCAGCUUCGUGAACGCAUAGCGGAGAGAUCUUUCCAAUACUCCGAUGUUAUCCGACAUGCACCCAGAAAAGGUGUCCGUACAAGGGGUUAUACAGCGGCAAAAGAGCUCAGAGACCAGAUCUCUUUGCAUGCACAAGCGUAUUCGCAUUGUAGAAGCUGUCUUGUACAGCUUGGUGCCGAUGAAAGUACUCUUCGGGAAUUUCGAGUUUUAACAAAAGAAGACGUUAGAUCUAGCACAGCAGUAAUCAAUCCAAAUAUUGUUGGAUCAACAAAGUUCCGCUUGUCCUGGAUUUGGUACUCGGUCAACCAGCGUCUUGGACCAAGAUGGACACUUGACCCUAAUGCCGACACCGCCGCAGAUCCCUAUAGUAUCGGAGAAGAUGCCGAUCCCGCUACUGUUCUUGAAUUUAAGCGUGUACAUUGGCUACGAGCAAGAGCAUUGUACAACCGCUGGCUUGAAGAAGAAACAUUGGUUCGCUAUGAAAUGAGUGAAAACACCCCAACCAUGCGCAUCUUCCGUCAACCGUCUGUCCUUGCAAUGGACAAAGCGCCUACAAUUCGACCAUUCCGUGCCUUUGACCUUCAGUACGGAGCAAACCCGCAACACCACGAGUUUUUGCAAUCAGUCGUUUUUUGCGCCGGAUCUAGGUUUCGUGAGGCCUUGAUCCAUGUCUUGCAGAGCUCUGGUCAGAGGCAAAAACGGUGGAUGCAACAGGCCCUUCAACGGGAAUUAAACUGGGUCUUGCGAUGCAUUGGUCGGGCAUAUGCCAUCGGAUUUAACAUAGAGAUCCCGCUCGUAAUUCGCUGUCUGGCGGACACUUUGGGGUCGGUUUCGGCAGACCACCUCCCUCUGGAUAUCGACAUGUCCUUUGCCGAAUUCCUCGCUAGCGGAACUCGGGAUUGGGCAUUUGACAAGCGCGUUGAAUCUUACAGUCACGACUGGUGGAAUCGUAAUAGUGCCCCACAGCCAUCGGAGCACUUGGGUACUGCAACCGUCAGUGAAAUCCUCACCCGUCACAAAGCAGAAUUUUACAAGACAUUUGAUCCCGAGCCGACGACCACUUUUGACGAGUUACUCAAGACGCAUAUUGGCACCGGCAAGGUUACCAACGUCCCGCCCAACAUGCCUCUCAUUCACCCAGUUCAAGUUAUUCUCAAUAACAUCGGAGAUACGUGUAACGCCUGCGAUGCCUUCCAAAAUCUUUCUAUUGAAAGUAUUCAACAGUUGAGCAGUUUUAAAAACCACACUUCCAUUAUGUUCAGUACUGCCGACAACACCCUUGACCUUAUUUCUCGGCGUGCGAUUGGAUUCUUUGAAUUGUAUGAAGCUGCUAAACGUGCGGCGGACUUGACUCAAGGCCCCGACACAAUGGACUCCGAAAAUCCCGCUUCAAAAUGGACCUGGGGUAGACAACUGACCACCAAGGAGGUCUGCUUACUUGGGGCGGGAAAGAAGGCAUCCCACUCUGGAUAUGCGGAGAGUCUUCGUGAUGGCAAGUUACCUUCGCGGUCUGUUCAUGAAGCUUCUCACUCCGCCCACGCAUCCGACACCUUUGAAUCCGUCCCCUCUGUGGUGAUGGAAACUCAUGAUUCUAAGGAUCCGAUCAAGCACCCUCAAUACUUUGAAGACGGUACAGACACUGGGUCGAUUGCCAGCAUCAUCGAAAGGGCGGCAACUACAUAUGAAUCCGAUUCCGAUGACUCCGAUGCUGGAAAUGCAGGUAUUGCUAACAAUGAUGCAAUGGCUCAGGCUCCUCAGACAGUAGCAGAGCUACUGGCGCAAGCGGAAUACAUCAGCUCCGACGACGACGACAAUGAAGACAUGCAUGGGGAAGAGGAUGGGGACAAGGGCAAGGACACAGAUACAGGGUUGAAGAGGCAGAAUGCCGAUAACAAUGGUGCCGAUAGGAGGACUAAACCCCGCAGGUCAGACGCUCCGACCGUCGAAGAUACAGACACAUCUCAGAUGACUGCGUACUUCACUAAGAACUUUUUCUCUAAUCAACUCGAUGAGGGUCUUUUUGAAAUGGAUGCGGAAGAGGAUGAAGAUGCCGACGACGUUGAGGAUACCGAUACCGACGAGGACAAAGACGCAGAUACCGACGAGGAAAGUGUUAGUGAGGAUAGGGCUAUGGAAGAGUAG
Molecule: messenger RNA, 4875 nt
Organism: Psilocybe cubensis
Lineage: Eukaryota; Fungi; Basidiomycota; Agaricomycetes; Agaricales; Agrocybaceae
Exons: 8
Coding region: 1-4875 (1624 amino acids)
Source: RefSeq, a predicted model, not a curated record